CAGUCAGGUUCUCAACCAGCGUCACCUUGUACUCAUCGUGCUUUUUGGUUUUGUCAUAGGAGCGGCAUAGUUGGAGACACAGUGUUCUUUUCUACGAUCACGUUUCACGCGGAAUGUAUAUCGGUCUACUGCGACGAGAGGGAUUGGAUCCCUGCCGACCAAUAGAGUAUCCGCUUUCCGUAUAGCGUUGUCCUUGAGUAAGAGUAUACACAGCGUCCUGCAGAUGUUGCCUUAUUCAUAUUCAUGACGAGCAGUCGAGUGACCUAUCAGCGACAGCAAGUUUCUACCCAAGGCGUGUACUUCAUGAAUAUCUAAUCACAAAGCGCAAAAGGGUAGAUUGGUUCGGUUCACAAUUGUUUUGGCGAAACUAAUUUUUGACGAGGUCUCACGGCGAUAGGACUAUCACAACAAUCGACAAACUUCAAGGAAACGUCCGUCUUCCAUAGCCAGUAUUUGCGCGGAAUCGGUCCUUGAGCAGUCAAUUAUGCCUGGAGAAGCGACAAUUACAUUAACCCUUGCGCCAAACUCGGGACAAGCUAAGCCGUUCCCUUUUGUUUUGAAGAAAGUCAUGGAUAUUCCUCCACCCAAUAUUCUUGACGAGGGCGAUGAUGAGAUCAAGAAGGAGAAGCUAUGCCUUGUCGAAAGCACCGAGCCUGGAAGCGAUGCGGCCGGCACGGCCAGUGGUGGAGGGACAGGGAGCGUUUCAGCCUCCCUGACCCCCGCCAUCUGGGAGAAGACCAUCCCGUAUGACGGCGAGAACUUCCACCUGGAGUACAUGGACUUGGACGAGUUUCUUCUGGAGAACGGCAUCCCCAUCUCCCUCGAGGAGGAGCUACAGCGUAGCCUGGGACAGGAGCAGGGCAGCGAAGGGAGCAGCGGCGCCGAUGAGGCCAAGGAAUCUUUGUCCUCUACGACGCCGGCCACCUCCAAGGCUGCUCUGCCAGAAGCCACAGACCCACCACAGGCAACAGUGGAGGAGGAGGAGAAGAAGAAAAAGAAUAAGGAGGAACAGCAGAAUAGAGAGGAUGAGGAACAAGAGGAAGAUGGUGAUGAUGAGGAGGAUGAGGAAGAGGAUGAUGAUGACGAAUCUCUGACAGAUGCCACCGAAUUAGAAGCUGCACAAAUUGAAGCAGGUAAAAGAAAGCAACGAGGCACCCCAACACCCAUGGAUCCAGAGGAGAUUGAGGUGGAUGUGAACUUCCAGCCAGACCCCACUGAUCUGGUCCUGUCAAGUGUGCCGGGGGGUGAGCUCUUCAACCCUCGCAAGCAUCGCUUCUCAGAGGACGAGCUGAAGCCCCAACCCAUGAUCAAGAAGGCCAAGAAGGUGUUUGUUCCUGAUGAGCGAAAGGAUGACAAGUACUGGUGCAGGAGGAAGAAGAACAACGUGGCAGCGAAGCGCUCCCGCGAUGCACGCCGGCUGAAAGAGAACCAGAUCGCCGUGCGGGCGUCCUUCCUGGAGCGGGAGAACGCGGCGCUGCGGCUGGAGGUGGCCGAUCUGCGCAAGGACUACGGCCGGUGCAAGAACGUCAUCGCCCGCUACGAGACCAAAUACGGUCCACUCACUGUGUUGGAGACUCAGGACAAGGACAUGUGAAGCAAUGAUUUAUUGAUUUAUUCAUGACGGGAGAGGGUGAACCAGAUGAAUAAAUGAAUAAAUGGUGUGGAUUACCACCAAAGCAGAUGGACGUCUUGGUUGGGAAUCUUGCGCAGAAGAGGACAAAAUGGCGUGAGGGGACUGGGUGUCUGUAAAAUGUGUGUGUUCCUCAGCACCUCAGUAGAUGUGUGUCACGGUCCGUGGUUAUAGUGACCGUGGCCCUCAAGAGUUCUUUCUUCCUAAAUCACCAAUGGGGUGUGUGUGCGUGUCUGCAGGAGAGGUUUUUGUACUGUCCUUCCCUUGUUCACACAAAGGCUUUGUGUUUGCUCUUCCCCACUGUGUUGCACUCUCAAUUGUCUGUGUGUGUGAAUGAGAGAUUGCAUGUGAAUGUGUGUCUGUGCUCGAGGCGAGGGUGAUGACAUUGGAGAGGGAUAACUCAACUGAAGCAAUUGCUUGCUCAAUAGUGAUAUUUACAUGGGUCUUGCAUACCCAUUUGUGAAAUAGAGUUUGAGAUGUGUAAGGAUAUCCUUGUAAGAACUAGCACUGUCCUGCGUGUUCCUGCGCUGACAUCACUGAAAGGGUAAGAUGACCUUUUUUUGGCAAGGUGGAGGCAGAUUACUUUACAGAUUACAAACAUGUCUGUGGUCUGGCAUAUCAGGUAGUUAUAAAAGGGAACAGUUAUCUGUUGUUAUCUAAACUGUAAAUAGGCUUGUUUUUUGUUUUGUUUUGUUUUGUUUUGUUCUUUCAGUGUGAUGAACUAGCUGGGAAUUUGUACCUUACUGAUGUUACUAUGAUUUUUUUUUUUUUUUUUAAUCUGUUGAUGAUUUAGUAAUGAUGUGCAUCUCUUCUUUGAUGCAUCUAUUGAUUUUGAUGUGCACAAAAAAGAUUCUACAACAAUAAUUUCUUUGUGUAGUGAAAAAAGUACACAAAAACAGAACCAGUAACUGUGCAGGGAUUCUAUGAUUUUAAAAUAAGUGCAACACGUUGAUGACAUUGCCAAGAAAUGUACCCAAUUGAUUUGAAUAUUAUGCUUUUUGUACUCUUCCAACCAGUCCACCGUCAUGUUUACCUCAUACAAAUAAUUUUUGGCUGUUCUGGACUUUAGGGGAGUAGUUUGUCUUCCUAAAAUGAACGUGAUCACAUGAAGGCUGGGGCCUCUUUUUUUUCAAAAGGCCUUGGUGACUUGGCCAAGGACUGUGAACAGUAAGAGGCUGGGUGUCUUUCUUACAGACUAUCAUACAGUAUGGACAUUAAUCAUCAUGGGACUCAUUCAACAGAUCUGGGGAUCUAAACCGAUCACCACAUGGAUCAUUGAACAGACCUGGCAUUUCCACAGAGAAGUGUCAAAAAUAUAAAUGUUUUUUUUUAAAUAUUGUCUGAAGUAAGUAAGACUAUCUCCAUUUAUUUAUCUGCUAAAAUAGUGGAACGGAGAUUAAUUGAAGGGUAUAUAGGCACCAAAGUUUAUUUGUGCUUCCAUCUGAUGAUUGGUAAAAGUUGGACUAACGAAAGCUGGAAAUCACAAAUGUUUGAAAAUGGAAAUAGUUUUUUAAAUUCAAGUUUUGUGGUGGGGAAAAAUGGUCAUUAUGGAGGCCUUGCUAGAUCAACACACUAUUAGAGGGGUUGGGAUUUGCAUGGUAAGCUUUGCUUUGGGCUUGGAUGCGUAGAACCAUCAGGACGCACAGUAGUGACUUCACAUUUGGUGUAUAGAACACAUUUCUUUGCCUAAGUAAGGGAGGUGCUUUCCUUAGUUAUCUACUGAGCAGCAAAGUGUAUCCAAGGUAAUGCAAUGUUAAAAUGUACCGAGUUUCGUUUUCAGCACUAAUUGCUUGCUUCCUGUACUUCCAAAACAUUUUGAAAUGUUUUUCUUUUCUUACUAUUUUUGUAAUUACUGCAUUUUUUAUAUGGAAGUUAAAGUAGCAGGUGGUCAGUCACAAAUCGUGCCCUAUUCAAAAAUGUUCAUCACUGUGUAAUUUAUGUAUUUCGAUUAAAUAUUGUGGUUCAGAAAAAUGGGUUUUGGAGGUCAUCACUUUGCCUUUUUCAUGCUGCAAAAUUUGGGAAUUAUUAGAAAGGACUUCAGUUCUGCUUGCCAUUUUAAAAAAGAACUUAUGACAUGAGGGUACUGGUCAUCACCUGUACAAUUUGUGAUUGACCACAGAUGCCUUUGUUUUGGAAAUGUAGCAGUCUGACACCUCACUUAACGCCUGAUUCACUUUUUGAAAAACAAAAACAAUCUUGGACAUUUUGAAGUCGCCUGUUGUCCAGUAUUGGUGCAUUUUCAGCUUCUUUCAUUAUUAUUUUUUAAGAAAUAAUAUUUCUGUUUUUAUAUAAAGGCACCUUCUGUUUCCUACUUAUCUCCCCAUCAUUAUGGGGUGUGUGUAAUAGCUGUAUGUUCUAACAGUAUCUUGUGUCAUGCAUAUUAAUAAAGACUAAUUUGCUGAAACAUA
Sardina pilchardus (European sardine) is the source of this 4038-nucleotide messenger RNA. It is a transcript of the gene tefb, whose product is annotated as TEF transcription factor, PAR bZIP family member b. The transcript is spliced from 5 exons. Gene Ontology annotation, molecular function: RNA polymerase II cis-regulatory region sequence-specific DNA binding; DNA-binding transcription factor activity, RNA polymerase II-specific. Gene Ontology annotation, cellular component: nucleus. Gene Ontology annotation, biological process: regulation of transcription by RNA polymerase II. Bases 485 to 1594 code for a protein of 369 amino acids. Lineage: Eukaryota; Metazoa; Chordata; Actinopteri; Clupeiformes; Clupeidae. The record is from RefSeq and is a predicted model, not a curated record.